Messenger RNA from Arachis duranensis, 729 nucleotides. RefSeq lists its product as uncharacterized. Lineage: Eukaryota; Viridiplantae; Streptophyta; Magnoliopsida; Fabales; Fabaceae. The record is from RefSeq and is a predicted model, not a curated record. The transcript has a single exon. The coding region runs from base 1 to 729 and encodes 242 amino acids.
AUGGGCAAGGAACCCGAGCCUAAGGAGGUACAUGCUGCUAAGGCAUUGAAGGAAGAAAAGGCUCAAGAAGAAGCUGGAGAAGCACUGUUGCACGCCCCAUUGGUGGCGCAAGAGACUGGAGUACAACACCCUCAGAAAUUGCAGGAGGAGACAAAGGAUGAGCAGUUCACUCAGUUCUUGGAAAUCUUCCAAAAGUUACAUAUCAAUAUUCCUUUUGCUGAGGUGUUGGAGAAGAUGCAUCUCUAUAUAGCCUAUUUGAAAAGUGCACUUUCUGAAAAGAAGGCCUUGAAGGGAGAUGAAUCUGUGAUCUUGACCAAGGAGUGCAGUGCACUGAUUCAGAGGAAGCUACCCAAGAAGAUGCCAGACCUCGGAAGCUUCCUGAUUCCCUGUACCAUUGGGACUAUUACAAGUGAGAAGUCGCUGCUCGACCUUAAAUCAAGCAUAAAUCUGACACCGCUCUCCGUGAUGAGGAAGCUGGAAAUUCAAGAGGCGCAACAUACAAAAAUAGCACUGGAGAUGGCUGACAAGUCUCGAAAGCAGGCAUAUGGGCUAUGGGAGAGCGUACUAGUCAAGGUUAGCAAAUUAUUCCUCCCAGUAGAUUUUGUGAUACUAGACAUGAAGGAGGAUACAGAGGACUCCAUUAUCCUAGGAAGGCCAUUCCUAGCCACUAGAAGAGCACUCAUUGAUGUAGAGAGAGGCAAAUUGAUGCUAAGGUUACAUGAGCACUGA